Prunus armeniaca (apricot) is the source of this 1080-nucleotide messenger RNA. The record is from the annotation of a GenBank genome assembly. NCBI's taxonomy places the organism in Eukaryota, Viridiplantae, Streptophyta, Magnoliopsida, Rosales, Rosaceae.
AUGGCGAAAACCUCACAGCAAAACCAAAAGAACACUGCAAGCUCUAACAACAGCAACACCAACAACACCAAUAGUACUGCUACAACAAAAGUCAAGCGGACGCGUAAAAGCGUCCGCCGUGACUCUCCGCCUCAGCGGAGCUCCAUCUACCGCGGAGUCACAAGGCACCGAUGGACGGGCCGAUAUGAAGCUCAUUUGUGGGAUAAGAAUUGCUGGAAUGAGUCACAAAACAAGAAAGGAAGACAAGUUUAUCUAGGAGCAUAUGAUGAUGAAGAAGCUGCUGCACGUGCUUAUGACUUGGCAGCGUUAAAGUACUGGGGACAAGAUACAAUCCUCAAUUUCCCAUUGGACACUUACCCAGAAGAGCUCAAGGAAAUGGAGAGCCAGUCGAAAGAAGAAUACAUUGGAUCGUUGAGGAGGAAAAGUAGUGGAUUUUCUCGUGGAGUUUCAAAAUACAGAGGUGUGGCAAGACACCACCAUAAUGGAAGAUGGGAGGCUCGAAUUGGCCGGGUUUUCGGUAACAAAUAUCUCUACCUUGGAACAUAUGCUACCCAAGAAGAAGCAGCAACAGCAUAUGACAUGGCAGCAAUAGAGUACCGUGGACUUAAUGCUGUCACAAACUUCGACCUUAGCCGUUACAUCAAGUCACUAUGCCCAAAUAAUCAAAAUGUUCCUAACAACCCUCAACCAAACCUUAAUGGUGAACUCGGUCCAACGCAAAACCCUAAUUCGAAAUUAGGGUUAGGGUUCAUUCCUAAUUACCACUCGAGUUCUAGUAGCGCUAGCGAGUCAGCGGUAGCUUUGACACGGCCAGGAAAUGGUGCCUCAGCGUCAUCGGCAUUAGGGCUUCUUCUACAAUCCCCUAAGUUCAAGGAAAUGCUUGAGAGAACCUCAACGUCAUCGACAGACUGCUCGUCGACACUUUCAGAGCCAGACAUACCACGCCGGAGUUUUCCCGAUGACAUUCAAACGUAUUUUGAUUGCCAAGACUUGAAUAGCUACGCCGAAGGAGAUGACAUCAUUUUUGGUGACUUACACUCGUUUGCUUCACCUGUUUUUCAUUGUGAACUUGAUGCCUGA